Molecule: messenger RNA, 6732 nt
Organism: Gigantopelta aegis
Lineage: Eukaryota; Metazoa; Mollusca; Gastropoda; Neomphalida; Peltospiridae
Product: centrosomal protein of 57 kDa-like
Exons: 10
Coding region: 81-1631 (516 amino acids)
Cellular component (GO): centrosome
Molecular function (GO): microtubule binding; gamma-tubulin binding; identical protein binding
Source: RefSeq, a predicted model, not a curated record
CGCCCGGAUGCUGUUGGAAUUGUUUACGUUUUAAGUGUGCAGAGAGUGAUCGUGAAAUUUAACCCUUGUGAUCGCUUGAUAUGGAUAGCUCAGAGGUUUCUUUUUUGAAUUAUCAGCAUGUUACUGGUCCCGGUGCUUGUAGUAGUGCAAAAUUCAUGUUAUCUGUUUCAAGUGAAACCGAAAAGGAUAUGCUGUACAUAACAGAGGACUUGAGUUCAGACAUGGAGCACAAUGCCAUUAGUCUGACACAGUACAAAGAGUGUCCUCGACACAAACCCUUCAUUAACACGGAAUUCAGGCGGUCUCCCGCAAAAUCCAUUUCUUCAUUUCCAGUCAACAACAGAGAUGCUGUGGUUGACGCGCUGAAGAACCUGCAGGAUAAGGUGAAACGUCUGGAGCUGGAGCGUUCGACGGCCGAGGACAGCCUCAAGUCUCUGGCCUCCCACACCAGCAGCUUCAAGGACACGCUGAUGAAGGAGAAAGAGGUCCAGGAAUCGUCACAAGACGUCAUCUACAAACAGAAACAAGAAGUGGAGACCCAGCUGGAGUCUGCUGAAGCACGAUGCUCUCUCCUUCAGAAGCAGCUGGACUACAUGAAGAAGAUGCUGGAGAACUCGGAGAGAGACCGACAGAACACCGCUCUCCGGACGGUUAUCACUGAGAGACAGAUGCACCACUCUGUGCCCCCAGUCAUUCACAACAGUCGAAUCGAAGAGUUGGAAAGAGAGCGGGUCAAACUGGCAACAACUCAGACUUUAGCACAGAAGAAAAUACGAGAUCUAGAAAAUAAAUUGAUGGAAGAAAGAAGAAACAGACAAUUUGUGCAGAAAAGAGCUGCAGAGUUGGAGACUGAAGCGGCAACUAAUAGAAUCCUCUUAAAUGGAGAAUUGUCCUGUAGAUUACCGGAAAAAUCUCGAAAGCUUGUGAAGAAGAAAAAAAAGAAAGUUGUUUCCUCUAAAAAAUAUCCAUAUAGUAAUAACCAGAGGGUGGAACCGCACAAGCACUUCCGGGUCAACCUUGCAGAAAUACCAUUUGUGGCUGGAACGUCAACGUCUGCCAGUCAUGCCGUUGGUGCCAACGUCCAGAAGGUCAUAGCUCUGAUGAAGACUCACAACCUGGCGCUGUGUUCGUCGCUAACGGACAACGGCCAGUCCGGGAGCGCAUCGUCAGACUCGAGUAACCACAGCUAUGACAGCGAUUUGUCCGACUUAUUGUUACAGCUACAGGACGAGUUCGGCCAACUCAGUGUAGAGCACCAGGAACUGGUUAAUCAGAUCAACGAAUGUCGGGACUUCCGGUUAAGAGAAGACCUGGAGAGAGAGCUCCAGUCCACUGUGUACAAACUGGAAGCCAAAGGACUUCAGAUCUCAAGAAUUAGGCAGCAUCAACAAAAAGCAAGUGAUCAAAAUUUACAAAAUUUCAAGUCCAAGAAGAAGAAAAUAUCGAAACCUGUUUAUCAUCACAAACCUCCCGACAGACCGAAGUCCGCUCAUCCUUCUUUUCCCAAAACCAGAGCCAAUGUCCGAUCAUCAAGCAGAGAGCGACCUCUCACAUCACGGGCACUAGACGUACUCAGAGACAUGAAAAAAUUACAGACCACAUUACGGCGAGACGACAUCAAGUGGGAAUAAAGCAAACAAAUACCUCUUCUGUGAUAUUAGUGUCCAUAGAAAUACCGUAUUUAUUUUUUUAUUAUGCUUUCCAGUCAUAUUUGCUGAAAGCCAUUGUUAUUUGUUGUUCAUGAACUCCCAUUCUAUUUGUCCAUCCAUCUCUUCAUUAUCAUGUUGUGGUAAGAAAAAUUACUUUUUACUUCUUUUUUUUUCGAUUGGUGUUUUGAUUAAGAACAUUAAUGGUUGCGAAACAAUUUGGGAUGGUUUUAAAGCCGCUGACCCAUGUUCCUGAGAUUCAUGUCUCUUCUUUUUCGCAUAAAUUCAUUUGCAGCUGUUGCAAACACCAGGGUGAAAUUUUUAUUUCUUUUCAUUCAUAAUCUGACAUCUGACCUAAUUAGAAAUAUGUCGGUACCAUAGCAGCAGAGGAGAAAGAAGAAGUAGCUACAAUGUAUCCAGAACAGGAUGCCCGGGACUCAAUGGAAGAUCUUAGCCAUUUUAUUGGCUGAUGGGAUGUUUAAACCAGGGUGUUUGAUGAUGCCAUAGGUCAGAAGUCAGGUCAUGUAUUCAUGACAGGAAAAAGUAAUUAAAUUUUCUUUAGUUUAACCAGAAACGUAGGAAAUCUCUGAUUAAAUGGUACAAAUGGCGUAACAGAUUUGGGAAAUGUUAUACAUUAGUGUUUGUUUUGCAACCAUUAUGCUCCAAGUGGUAUCAUUUUGAACAUCUGUAAAUUUCAGUCAAUUGCCAAGUGAUCAGUGUCACAGUGAUUUUGAAUAAUGUAGCAAAAAUAACCUUUGAUUCAACCUGGGUCAUGGCAUUCAAUAUUUUCCAUAUUUCUUCACAUCAAAUUUCUUGGUUAUAAACCUCGGUUAUUAAUUUGAGACCGUGGCUAAUGGUCAAAAGGACAGUAGUGUUUAAUAAAAUCUGUUACAAGACUUGGUGCAUAACACUAGAAGAAACAUUGUAAAUUUCCCCACCCCAAGUACUCUUUUUUUUCUUUUUUUUAGUACCUAGAAUCUUGUAUCACAAAUAUUUCAACAUUUCUUUUGACAAUGUAUGUGGCUUUUACACUUUAUACUUUUUAACCUACUGUUUAAAACUACCUCAAUUACUGUUAAGGAAAAUGUAAAUAUUAGAAUAAUUUGGUCGUAUAAAUUUAUCAGUUACGGCAAUUAAAAACAAAAAUUAAGAAACAUUUCACAGCAUGCUCUCAGGUUACCUUAGUUCCACCAACUGGAAUUUUAUUACCAGAUUUACAAUGGGGACGGGGGUGUUGGAGCAAAUAGGAAUCGUAUAUUAAAACCAUUUCUCAGAUUUCAUAUUGAAAUAUUCAUCUUAUGGCUGUUGCAUAGUCACAAUGAACUCUGCAGACCGUUUUCUGUUCCCAUUAUUGGAUUUACCUCUGCCAUACUAAACUUCUUCAUAUAUAAUAUACAUAUUAUGAUAUUUGCAAAUAUGUAGCUCAAGUACAUUUAGUUUAUCAUAAACAGUGUAUUCUACAAGUAAAAAAAAAAAAAAAAAAAACCCGAAUCUUUUUUACAUUUUGACCAAACAUUCUACAAUUUUAAUGUUUUUUUCUUGUUAUAAUUAUUAUUAUUUAUCACAUGGAUAAUCAUAUUAAAACAUCAAUCAAACCAUCUCUUCCAAUGACAAAAAGCUUUACCAGAAUAUUGUCUUAGGUGUAUUCUUGUCACUGUAAAACUAUUUUUCAAAAUAUAUACUGUGCUAUUUUUUGUCUUUGUCUUGUCUAGCAUAUUUGAAUAUGCAUAUCAUUAGAACUACAAACUUUCUGUUAUACAAUUUACUUGAUUCUGAUUUCCUGACAUCACCUCUGAUAACAUGCAGUAAUGAUGUCAUUACAUAACACAUUUAUGUAUUUUUGAUGAAAUAAGUUGUGAUGUUUGUAAUAAGAUUUAUUUGUAAUAUGUUGUGAAUUUAUCGAUGUGUAACAUACACAAACUUAGUAUAAAAUUGCUUUGCUAGGCUAUGCGAUUUUACAAAAUUUGUGCCAGUUACACAUCAAUAAAUUAACAAAAAAAUUACAAACAAUUCUACUAUAAAAUUUGUAUAGAAUCAUGUCCAUUUUAGUCUCAUCUAUAUCUACUGACCAACCUUUAACCAUUCCUCAAUCAAGUUCCAAAUUACACCGUUUGUAUUAUCUUCGUUUAGGAUUAUCUAACCUUUUGAAGAGAUGCAACAAUUCUGAUUGUUUUGUAGGUCUGUAUACAUUGACCAAUGAUAUUUUCAAUGAUAUUGUUUUGUGUACCUGUGAAUUUUAAAUCUUGUCCUAUUUUUUGUAUGUGUAUCUACUUAAUAAAAAUAAAUGCAAACAAAUAUUUCAAAUUGGUUUUUUUGAAGUUGACAUAAUAGUAUACAACAUUUUACGCAACUAAAUUAUUGAACAAGAUUUAGUUUUGGUCAGUUUACAAAUAAAUAAUAUUAUAUACUAUUUCACUAUGCUUACUUAGGUCUUGUAAAUUGAUUAUCAUUCAAAAUGAUAAUUACUUUAUGUAGCACAGGUAUUCAAAAAGCAUAAAAUCCCGAGUGGAAUUUAUACCUUGCAGUCAGCUGUAAAAAUACUUGGUUUUUUGUAUCCUUGCAGGUAUGUAAUAUUCCCCCAGAUUUUUCAAACAUGGUCUUUUGUUUUUUUAAAAUUAUCUUGCAUUAUUUUAUUGAAAUAAAUAAUGAAGACGGUAAAAACAAAAUGUCUGCAUACUGACACUGCUAAAAUGAUCAGUCAGGUUAUAGCAAACCAAUCUUUUUUUUUAAAAUGGCUUAGUCUAGGAAAUUUUCCCCAUAUAGUUUAAUAGAUGAUAAAGCAAAUUUUAAUUCCCAUAGACAACAUUACAUUAUUCACCCACCUUGAUACACAUUAUUCAUUCUAACGAUAUAUCGGUAUCAUUUAUAUAAAACAAAUUAUAAACCGAUCCAUAGUAUGAAGGUUAAAGGAUCCUUCAUGGAAGAUACAAUUAUUCUCAUAGCAAUGAAUUUAGUUACUCAUUGUGGGUACAGCCACUGGUUUUGCAGUGAUUAUCCACAGGUGAAUGGGCUAUUAUAGGGUGGCAGGUUAAGUUUUGCCUGAAUUAACUGAAAAUGUCUGAUCUGGAUAUCAAUGUUUAUUCCUGUUAAUUUUGUAUUGCUACUAAACAGCGAUAUAUGGGUUCCAAAUGAAUCACUACUGUACUAAUAUUUUUCAAAGAUUAAAACUAAUGUCAAGUGUAGAAUAAUAGAAAUAUGUGGUGAAAAGUUUUCAGGACAUUGUUUUUACCCGAAUGUGAAGAUUUGCUUCAGCACUGGGGGGAGGGGGGGCAGUUGACCAAAGUUGUAAAUGUAAAUACAAUGUUCAUGUUUAUAGAAAUGAAGUUUCUAGAAUCAUUAAAGUGUUUUAGUUAUCCAAAGGUCAAUGGUAUGUACUAUCGCAAUUAAUUAAAUCCUUUUGGCUAGUAAAAGUGCUUUUAAUGUGAGUUUUUUCUACUACACAUGAACAUGAACAUGACGUGUAUCUUAAAGGUUUGUGUUAAAGGUGGCAGUAGUUUUAUACCACAUGGUUUAUUUGCUGAUUAAUUUACUGAUGUCAGCAAUUGUAUAUGUCAAGACCGUAAUAGUUUUUAAUUGUUUAGCCUGUAGGUAAAUAUAGUUAGAAAAAUAAAGCAGAGAGUGUGUCAACUACUACCUCGUGCUAUGUAUUAUUAUUACAACAAUCCACCUAAUUACUAGGGUUUUUUCUCCCUUUAGAAUAGAAACUGUGCAAUUUGUGUGGCAUUAAUAUCUUAAAGAUUUUUAAGUGCAGAUGCGGGUUUUUUAAAAUUUCCUUUGUAUAUCAAAAAUAGAUUAUAUAUUUCCAAAGAAAUUCUUUUGUAUGGUGAAAAUAAAAAUAAAAUGGUGAAUCAAUAUAAUUUUGUCAUUAAUCAGAAAACAUCCAUCAAGAACGGUCUUCAACCUAAUUAAAGCAACUUGGUCUUGCUUCCAAGUUUAAAUACUGGCAUUAUUUCCUAAUGCAUCUCCUGUUUCAGUAUCGCUAUCAGUGUAUUGGUAUGCCAAGAGUGUCACUAUUUUUUAAUAAAUCCUUAUACACUAGAGGUGUCUCCUGUUAAAGGCAAAGUAAUGUAUUUUGAUUUGACCUAGAUUAGUAACUACAUCUAAAUUUCAAAGGAAGCAUAGGCAUAUUGGAUCCCAUUUUUGUAUGGGGCAAGCCGAUUUUAGCCUGAAUUAAACAAAAGUCCUGAAUCUGGAUUACGUUUAUUCAUAUUAGCAUUACUGCCAAACAGCUACAUGUAUAUAGGUUUGCAAAUGAAUCGCCACACAUUUUUACAUGGGUUACAACUAAUAUUUUGGAUAGAAUAAUGAAAUUACAUAGUGAAAAGUUCAGGGCAGCUCAUUUUGCCCGAAUGUCUCUAUUGUUUUUGCCCAAAUUUAAGGAUUUUCUCCCCACCACCUCCCGUCUCAUAAGCUUAUGAUGGGAAGAACAAACCUAACAUGAACAGUCUAAUCUAUACUGAUUUCCAAAAGAAACUUUACAUGCAUAAAAUUUGAAUAAUUUGAUAAAUAUUGUUCCGAUUUGAAAAGGACCAAUUUAGAGACCACCUUACAAACACUUGUAUCACAAAGUGCAUUGUCACAUUUAGAUGUUUAUCUGAUGAUACUUUCAUAUCCCACCAUACUGUUUGUUGGUUUUCUAUAAUACAAUUUCAAGCCUUGUGAAGUUUCUUUUGGACGCUAGUAUAUUAUAUUAUGAAGACUGCAUCUUUAAAUAUGCUUUCUCGACUACUUGUGGGGGAUUUUCUGAUAUGACUAUCCCUAUAUUAUAGUCUCUUACAGGUGAGUGGGAGAUGUCUCAAAUGUAUUUUUACAACAGCUGUUAAAAUUAUCUCCUAAAAUUAUCACUUUAUCUCCUACAAUGUCCAUUAUUCAAACCUAUAGUUACAAAUAAUAUAUGGACAAGAUGUAAUCGAUGUAUUCCAAUGAACCAUCUCCAUUGCUGCUCAAUUAACAUGCUAUGAAUAUAACCAUUCCUUCUUUUUAUAUCUUAUUUCAGCAGUUGUUUAUAUAUUAAGUACUGUCAAACUGCAUUUAUCAUAUAUCAUAUAUUUGUGAAUUGUGUAAUAAAUAAAUCAUUAAAUAUCAA